GCACAGUUGACAAAGAAUGUAAUGUGCAUGCGUUAGUGGGAGGGAUUAUCCACCAAGUAGGGCAAGUGUCUGAGGCUAAGGACGGCGAUUCCAUCCAGCCGAGUUCAUUUCAGUCAUCCGGCUCGCCGCGCAAACGGAACCACAAUUCGGCGCAGUUUAUUCGUCGCAGCCACCACUUUUUUUUUUUUUAAAGAAAAAAAUAAAUAAACUAAUAAAUAUGGUGAAGUACACACGACAGCACGACGAGCUGAAAGCUGAAGAGGUCCUGUCCGAGUCGGACGCGUCCGUGGACCAGCAGGAUUUCACGGAGAUGUCCGACUGCUCGUUCGACGACGUUCUGUACGACAAAUGUCCUGCAAUGGACCGAAUCGGCACUUUUAUGAAGAACGUGCAAGUGCUGCUCGACGCUGCCAGCUACAUAGAAAAUAUCGAGAAAAACAGCGGAAAAUGUGAGCAUGGGUAUGCUUCAACGUACCCUUCUACCCAGAAUGCACUUCAACAGAAACAGCGUAAACUGAAGACUAGGAAAAUGGACAAUAUUCUCAACAGAUCAGCGCACAAUGAACUGGAAAAAAACAGACGAGCACAUCUCCGCUUGUGUUUGGAGAGGUUAAAGUCCCUCAUCCCUCUGGGACCAGACUGCAGUCGGCACACCACGCUGGGACUGCUCAACAAGGCCAAAGCACAUAUCAAGAAACUUGAAGAGGUGGACCGGAGGAGCCAGCACCAGCUGGAGACCCUGGAGAGGGAGCAGAGGCACCUGCAGAGGCAGCUAGCUCAGCUGCAAACACUCGGAGAAAGGGAACGGGUCCGUAUGGACAGCCUUGGGUCCCGGAUGGACUCUGACCGUUCAGAGUCCGACAGAGAGGAGAUUGAAAUCGAUGUGGAAAGCACCGAGUUCUCCCAUGGAGAAAUGGACAGCAUAAGCACCAGUGGUGCAAGUGACCUGGACGACCACAGCAGCCGACAGAGUUCGGCCAGUGACGAGGGCUACUCGACUUGCAGCUUGAAACCGGCCUUCUCCGCUUGAAGCUGUGGCCGACACUCAACUUCAGCUUCUUUUCCAGCGUCCACCUCUCAAAAGUACCAGCCUACGUCUCCACGUGCCCCUCACAAUUUAGGUUAAGUCUUCAAAAGAACAACCAGCCUGCAUCACCUUUACCAGUCAAACUUCUACCCUUCACCCAAGAACCAGCCUUAAGUUCAGCUCAGUCUAAAAGUCAAAACCAUCCGGGCAUCUACAUUAAUCUGAAGCGCUUUACAUUAGGCAUCUUCUCCAGCAAUAAAAGUUCCUCAACAUUAAAUCAGCUAGAUGUUGCAUUCCACCCCGUUACCAAGUUGAAUACACUUCACAUAGUGUUCAAUAUUCAGAUCUUGUAGGGGACUCCUGAAGGAUAAGUUCACCUUUUUCUUUUCUUACAAUUUGAAUCAUAUUAAAAUGUUAGCAGAUCAAGUUUAAGUGCUCUAAUCACCUUUGAUAACUGCUUUAUGGGGAAAACCCUUGUCUUUUAAAAAAGUUGCUAAAACACAGUGUCAAUAGGGCAACUACUGUAGAUCUCUAAUUCAAGACAUUUUUUUAAAACUAUAAAGGUCCAUGUGAGCUAAUCAUGAACACUUUUUUUUUUUCUUUUCAGCACGUUGCUGGUGAUACUAUUUAUAUGCAUUUUAGCAACUCGUCAAAUUUUGAUCAAAAAGGCACGUACAUUUGGCCUGUGGAUGGGAAGAAUUAAGUUAAAUUUGAUUAGCAUAAAUCAAUGAUUUGGCACUAUGCUAAUAUUGAACAAGAGCUAUUUUUAGGGAAAUUUGUUUAUUAUAUUUUGUUUGUGAAUUUAACUGUUUAAAUACGUGAUACAUUUUCUCUACAUGCCUGGUACUUUGAACUGUGAGUGUGACAUCACAGUCAGCAGUUCUGUUCACACUCCUUGAAAUAAGUAAGUCCCUUUGGCUGUUCCUUUGUUUCCACUCGGGGUCACCACAGCUGGUAUGAGGUGGAUCUGCCUGUUGAUUUGGCACGUUUUACACCGGAUGCCCUUUGACACAAAUCCAUAUUACAUGGAGAAUGGGCAGGGGUGAGUAAUUACAAAUAUUUGUUGUGAAUGAAGCAAUUGUCAAAGGUGCUUCAAAUUUUUUUUUAAGUGAACUUAUCUAAUAUCUAACACUGAAAGGGAAACCGUACCUUCCAAGUUGGUCCUCCAAAACCAGUAAAAAAAAAAAAAAAAAGGAAUUUAGAUGCGGUAAACGUAAAAAUAUCAGCUACAAGCUCAUUGUGGAGGAAUCUCGUUCCAUUUGCCUUGUGAAGACGUUGCCCUUUUUCCUUGGAUAACCACUGAAACUGAAUAUCCGAAUAGCACUUCUUGUCAGAGUACAAGCUAGGGGCAAGGGCUACGAAGUCUGCAUUCCAAAAUGUGUUACACAACCACAAGCUCUGCUUUAGGACCCACAGCCAUCCUCAAUCCUCGUGGCUGAAAUCCAGUCGUAUCCAAACAGGUGGCAUAAAUCCACCAUUGUUAUAAUUUAUUUUGCUUAUAGUUAUAGUAUUUAUUUUUGGUAUAUAUAAGUGUACUGUAGAUCUUGGUCAUGCUUGAAUUAAACAAAAAAAAACUGUUUCCAAAUUUACUAAUUCCCAAUGAAACCGAAUGCAGUGCUAUAGGUGUAAGGAUUAUUGAAAGUUGUUUUGUAGGGGGGAACAAAAAGUAAUUCCAUUUAAUUUUACUUAGGCAGUAAUAAGCUAUCCUGCACUUGUCCGAGCACAAGGCUUAAGCAAUAACACAACUAGUUUCAUAUUUAGUGUUGGCUGUUUACCCAAUAUUCUGUGCGUCUGACCCCAAACUGCAUUUUGCUAGUUUUCCACUUGCUGCAGUCAUGGUGUUAAUUAAUAAUCAACAACUAAAAUGAUUGUAAUUGUUUUUUUCUUUAAGCUAUGGUGCAUGUGUAUUGAAUGUAGCCUUUCUAAUCAUGUAAUGUGCUUAUUGACAAGUCUCAAAAAUGUCUAGCAUGAACGACACUACAGAGAAUAUACUUACUGUUGAUACUGUAUCUUUUUGUACCAUAAUAGAAAAAAGUACAAGUUUCUAUCAUUUGGAUGAAGACUUCCCACUGAUGUCUGACAGAAUUGCACUGCUCCGCUUUUCUAAUCCAUGAAACCAAAUAAGACAUUUCAAUGAAUUUAUCUUUGUUUUGCUGGUACAAGUCCUAAGUAGCUCACCACCAAAUUGUGUCUUAACAUGGGUAAAUAGACUCGUGCACAAAUUCCUUGUUACAGAUCUUAUCUUCUUUUUCCAAUGUUGGGGGAAACUAAAAUGCACUAUGAAAUGAGACUUUCGUUAUGUUAAAGCACACCCCAGAAUGUUCUCUCUUGCGGUUAAUCAGCCAUUUUUUUUUUUUUUUUUUGAACAUGCUGCUGGUCCCCUGCUCAUAGUUUACCGAUCUUGAUAAUGUCCCUAGAACCUUAAUAAACCUUUACCUCCCUA
Messenger RNA from Thalassophryne amazonica, 3470 nucleotides. RefSeq names its product max-interacting protein 1-like. Gene Ontology annotation, biological process: regulation of transcription by RNA polymerase II. The transcript has 6 exons. Lineage: Eukaryota; Metazoa; Chordata; Actinopteri; Batrachoidiformes; Batrachoididae. The coding region runs from base 218 to 1030 and encodes 270 amino acids. The record is from RefSeq and is a predicted model, not a curated record. Gene Ontology annotation, molecular function: DNA-binding transcription factor activity, RNA polymerase II-specific; RNA polymerase II cis-regulatory region sequence-specific DNA binding; protein dimerization activity.